AGUCGCUCACUGGUUGGCACUGCAGGCGGUUUGGCGACACAGGGGCUGACAGCCUCGCUCAAGUCUGCAAGGUGACAGCGAGUUUGGCAGCGCGAGAUCGUCCUAGUGGCUGCGCGUAACGGCGUGAACAGGAGCAGCAGUCGCAGCACCAGCGUCGCCAUGGCGGAGCCAAACGAAUCUCCUGUCCAUAACCAGGCACCGGCACCUCCACCUCCGACUACCGUUUGGCCCAUCACCAGGGAGUCAUACGAACUGCAGGAAGUCAUCGGAAGUGGAGCAACAGCUGUGGUUCAAGCAGCCCUUUGCAAACCCAGGCAAGAACGAGUUGCAAUAAAAAGAAUUAAUUUAGAAAAAUGUCAGACAAGUAUGGACGAACUCUUGAAAGAAAUUCAAGCAAUGAGCCAAUGUAAUCAUCCCAAUGUUGUCACAUAUUAUACCUCCUUUGUGGUAAAGGAUGAACUGUGGUUAGUUAUGAAAUUGCUAAGCGGAGGCUCAAUGUUGGAUAUAAUAAAAUACAUAUUCAGCAGAGGAGAACACAAAAGUGGAGUUCUUGAAGAGCCAAUAAUAGCUACAAUCCUGAAGGAAGUUCUAGAAGGUUUAGAUUACCUGCAUAGGAAUGGACAGAUUCACAGGGAUGUAAAAGCAGGAAAUAUCCUUUUGGGAGAAGAUGGAUCCGUGCAAAUAGCAGAUUUUGGAGUUAGUGCAUUCUUAGCAACAGGAGGAGAUGUUACAAGAAACAAAGUUAGAAAAACUUUUGUGGGGACUCCAUGCUGGAUGGCACCUGAAGUGAUGGAACAGGUACGUGGCUAUGAUUUCAAAGCGGAUAUAUGGAGUUUUGGAAUUACAGCAAUUGAAUUAGCCACGGGGGCAGCACCGUAUCAUCGAUAUCCACCUAUGAAGGUUUUAAUGUUAACCCUGCAAAACGAUCCUCCUACUUUAGACACAGGUGUGGAGGAUAAAGAAAUGGUAAAAAAAUAUGGAAAAUCAUUUAGAAAACUUAUAACACUGUGCCUUCAGAAGGACCCAACUAAGAGGCCUACAGCAGCAGAGCUGUUAAAAUGUAAAUUCUUCCAAAAAGCAAAGAAUAGAGAGUAUUUGAUAGAAAAACUUCUGCAUAAAGCGCCUAAUAUUGCUCAAAGAGCAAAAAAGGAACCUGAGCAGAGUCCUGGGAAAGCAAGCAUGGUGUCAGGUUCUGAGAGAGAGCAAGAUGGCAACAGAAGGGUUAGAAGGGUGCCAGGAUCUAGCGGUCAUCUUCAUAAAACAGAAGAUGGAGACUGGGAAUGGAGUGAUGACGAGCUGGAUGAGAGGAGUGAGGAAGGACAAGCAGCAGUUACUCAGGGAAGGUCUCGAAGAGUGAAAGAUGAAAUUGAGAAUGAAUGCAAUGCAAACAGUAUUCCUAUGCAGGAGCUGUCAAUGCAAGAAUCUCAGCCAGUGAAGAAUUACCAAUAUAUUCAUGGGCAGACUUCUAUAAACCUGGUUUUAAGGCUAAGAAACUCAAGGAAAGAACUGAAUGACAUAAGAUUUGAGUUUAUCCCAGGGAGAGAUACUGCUGAUGGCGUUUCUCAAGAACUUUUCUCAGCUGGUCUUGUUGAUGGACAUGAUGUAGUUAUAGUAGCUGCUAACCUGCAGAAGAUUGUAGAUGAACCUAACACAUACAAAGCCCUAACUUUCAAAUUGGCUUCUGGCUGCGAUGGAAUGGAGAUCCCCGACGAGACCAAGUUGAUUGGGUUUGCUCAACUGAGCAUUAGCUGAUGAUGUCAGAUAUCUAAAUCUGAUUGCAAUACUGCACUUAGCAGAAUGGCCAUACAAGAAAGCUUCAUGGACGGAAGUUAGCUUCAAUCCCCAGCUCUUCACCAGUCCCAGCAACCACUGCUUUGCUUUCUUUGAAACACUGCUGCUAAAAUUUAGAAGAGCCCUUACAGGACACAGUGUGUUAAUUUCACUUAGUUGAGGGAGAAACAUGAAAAAGAGAAAUCUGCUCAGGUGGUUCUAUUAACGUAUGUGAAGUACCAUAGCAGUUAUAUUUUUAACCUAUUACCUCUGCUUUCCUUAGAGUGUUUUAAUGCUUUUAAAUUAUUUAUUGGAAUGGAAAUUUGCUUUUUGUAUUUAAGUUUAUGAAGAGAAAAAACGUUAUUUGAAAAGUUCUUGCAUUCCACAUAUUUAAAGUAAAAAUAUACUAUGUUUAAGUUAUAACAUUUCUAUUUCUGCAGAAGUUGUAUGUUAACCAUUUACAAAAAUAUGUUCCAGAGUAUUGUACAUUUUAGGAAAGGGCAUGAUUGUGUUUUUUACAGCAAGUAUGUAAUUCAGCCAAUGCAUACUUCACUGUUGGUGUUACUGGGAGACAGGUGCCUUUCUUAGUUUUAAAAUGUGCCUGAGAUUGUUUUGAAUGAAUAGAAGAGAAAACUUGAAAUCUGACCUGAAGAAAAUGUAUUUAUGUUAUUUGUAUAGCUAAAUUAAAAAUAGGAAAACAGUUUCAUCCAGACUAUUAAUUCCAAUGAUGACUACAGAUAAUGUAGGGUACACAAGUUCAUUUGCACUUUGAAGACCAUUAUUUAUUUACCCUGUGUGAAGAUGUCAUAUCAAAAACAUCCACAUACCAAAAGACAGGAUGUGUAGUAGAUAAGUAAUUCUGUACGUAUAAAAUGCAAAAAAAAUACAUGAGAGAAAGAAACACUUGAGAUUGAAUUGUUCUACAUUAAUUAAUACUUACCUAAAAUAAAAAUAGUAACAUUUUUUGUUAUUGGAAUAUACUUGACAUAUUAAAUACAAAAGCCCCACUUAUUUUAAACCAAACAAACAUGAAUACUGUUUAAAAAAAGUUCAUAUUUUUUCAUUGAAUAACUUUUAAAAUUGAUGAAAUAUUAAGUAUACGUAAUUUUAGGUUUUACUUAUUGGUUGAAACCUUGGGCAGCCUAUGUCCCCAGUGUGAAACCGAAGCUUGGUAGGAAUUAAUGGUCACCCCAUUGUUUACAAGGAUGCAUCACUCAUGUUGAAAUUUGCUUGUGUUGAAACAGACUCAUACAGAAAAAAGUAAUGAUUUAUAUUGUUAAAAGCAAUAUUUUCAUUAAUAGUAUAUUGUGUUAUUUAUAAGUACAGAACCAUUCUGUUUGUUGUAAAUAUUUAGAGUACAAAACUAAUUACAUGAAGAAUAUAUUCUUUGUACAAAAUUGCAAAUACCUGCCUUUGAUUCUUUUAUUUUUUAAAACUUCCCUCUCAAACAAAUGAAAAGGGUAUUUAAAAAUGUUAAGGAACAACAGCCAGCAAAAGAGACUACAGUCUGAAGUGCAGUAUGGUCUUUUUUGUAAUAUUAGAAGUGUGACUCCAUUUACAAACUCCAGUUUUGUUGACCUCGGUUAUUAAUAAAAUUGUUCAGCUAUAGAUCAGGAUAAUAAGCAGUUAACUCAAAGCUACAAGAACACAGGCCAGAUAAUUUGUGUUUCGAAUUGAAACCUCCAAAUGGCAGCUUUAAAUUAACAGUUUUUAUGUGUAGUUAUUAUAAUCAGUAUACACGGUGUCAUCUAGAAUCAUUCAUCAUAAAGUGUGUUGCGUCUUCAUUGUAUGCAUAUUAUUUGAAAAUAUUGUUUGUUCACUGCAACAGGACUUGAAGACAGCAAGGAACAAAUAAAUAACUGCACAAUAUGUUCUUUGUGUAGUUCCUUUUUCAUUUUUGUAUUUUAUCUUGUUGUCUGUCCUCUUUUUAUGCUUUAUGCUUUACGCUCCGGUUUACAGCAGCCACAAGUCAGAUUAUGAACGUAAUUAAACAGAACAUGUGACUCAUCA
Erpetoichthys calabaricus (reedfish) is the source of this 3780-nucleotide messenger RNA. It is a transcript of the gene stk39, whose product is annotated as serine threonine kinase 39. Gene Ontology annotation, molecular function: protein serine/threonine kinase activity; ATP binding. The coding region runs from base 160 to 1752 and encodes 530 amino acids. NCBI's taxonomy places the organism in Eukaryota, Metazoa, Chordata, Cladistia, Polypteriformes, Polypteridae. Gene Ontology annotation, biological process: protein phosphorylation. The record is from RefSeq and is a predicted model, not a curated record. The transcript is spliced from 19 exons.